Molecule: messenger RNA, 2349 nt
Organism: Orussus abietinus
Lineage: Eukaryota; Metazoa; Arthropoda; Insecta; Hymenoptera; Orussidae
Exons: 2
Coding region: 349-1248 (299 amino acids)
Source: RefSeq, a predicted model, not a curated record
UCCUGUAUCGUGAUAUUUAUGUUGGCAGCAUGGUUUAAACUCGGAUCUGUCAUAAUAAGUUUGAAGAGGUUAUUUACUCUAUGAUUCAAUGUAUGAUAAUCGAUUUUGUGCUGUAAAUACUCUGCUUCAUUCAUAUGAUUUAAGUGAUAUUGAUAAUAAUAGAGCGCUAAUAUCAGAACGUAUUAUGAAAAAUCGUUGUGUACUUACGAUUUAUUCAGUAUAAUACGUAAUUCUUUAUAAUAAAGAAGUGCUAACCACGCGUGUUUAAGAAGGUGUCGUGCAUGAAGUGGUAAUUGUUACUUGCAACUGUAUGUACAAGUGAGAUUUUUCGAUGAUCAUUUGGUUAAAAUGAGUGUGAAGACAUUUAGUUCAGUCGCAGAGGAGUAUUUUUACAGUAUCAAUUCUUUGGCUCAAAGGAUCGGAGAAGAUGUAGCUGCCACAAAAGAAGCCUAUGAAGGGCUGUGGAGCACUUUGAGCACCGCAGAACGCAACCAAGCUAUAGAUGAAACAAUAAUCCAACCCGAAGUAGCAUUGAAGUAUACUUUGAAGAAUGCUGAAGCUCCACAAGAUUUACCAGAAUAUUAUCCAAAACUAUGCAUUCAAACAGGAAUGAAAUAUGUUAUAGAUGAUACCGGUUCAACUUUACGUUGGAGAGACGAGCAUUCUGCACCCUUCUCAUUCAUGACGCAGUCUCAAAUGAAUCUUUCAUAUUCAGAUUCAUCUGAAGAUGUAAAAUCUAUGCCUUUAAGAAACUAUGCCAAUGAUUCACCACUUUUCUCAGGACCCCUGCAGAUGCAAGAGAUUAGCGAUAGUUCAAUAACUGAUAACUAUUCAACAUCUGAAAACCUUAAUUUCUAUGAGUCUGAAAAUUUCUCAGAAAAUGUAUUUGUAAGCGGAGAACAUGGCACUCUCUUAGCUGCUGCGAUUGACAAUGAUAACUCGGAAAACAUCUUUGCCAAAUUUAUAAAUAAGACAUCAUUAUUAAAGAUACAGAACAAGCUCGAUGAUGAUAUGGAAACAUUAGUUCCGUUAAAGACUGGUAUGGCCAAGAGUUCACAGAAGAACAUAAACAAUGAUAAAAAUCAAAUGAAUAUUAGUCUUAUGUCUACAAGACUCAAGUCAGAUGAAAUUGACGAGUCCACUGCCCUGUUAGAGACUCCUAGUUCCUACAGUAGCUUCCAAUCUUCACAACUGAAUCAAGAAGAAGAAAUCCCAAAGACAGGUUUUGAAUUUUUAGAUAAUUGGUAAAUGCGUUUCUACGAUCACACAGUUAAAACCUGGUACAUUUUCCUUCCUUUGUGCAGUGUAUCUUCUUCCUUAACUGCAAAAUUAUCAAAUAAUUUAGCAUGGAUUAGUAACAAGACUUGUACAUGUUUCCUUUUAUAUUUUUUUAUCAAUUUGAAUGUUUAAAUUUGGAUGCUUUUAUAUAUUAAUUCUAAAAUAAUUGAAUGAGGAUCUGCUCAGUAUUAUUUCAGAGAUUAUGUAAGCAUUUAGCUGCGUAAUUGUUUGCAGUACAUCCAGUUUAUAUUACAACUUGAAUAAGAGAAGUCAUUUCGUUCCUACAAAUAACCCUUUAGGAACUGUCAUUAUUGAGUGCAAGUAUAUUAUUCGUAUAUAAGUUUAUUUUCAAAUUAAGGAUUCCACCUAAUUUCAACAUUAAAAAUAUUAAAUGCAGUAUACUGAAAUUAAAUAUAAUGCAUAUACGAAAAUGGUGCUUAAGGGGUUUAAUUAUCUAUAUCACAAGAAAUAGUAAUGUUGGUAAUGAAGCCUGUACUUUUUAUAUGUCGUUUAUAUUUGCAAGAGAUUUGACUUGUAAUCAGUGCAUGUUUAAUUCUUUCAGACUGGAUAGAUUUUUAAUGAUUUAUUGUAAAGAUUCUUUAUUUUCAGUAACUUAUUUGAGAGGUACUUUUAUAAAGUUAAAUGGAAUCCAGAACUUUGUCACUUGAACGUUUGUCAGAAAUUUAAUCCUAGUCAAAAAGAAAAUAUGACAACACGUUUAUGGACAAAUUGGUCUACUAGUUACGUAAAUGUCUUGAACAUGUAUCAGUAUCGAUUAGUAAAAUUUGUAUGAGCAUAUAGUCUAUGAGAAAGCUUUUCCCAUGAACUAUUCCAUGAUAUUUUCCUAGUAUCGCUUUACUUAUAUAGGCUCUUCAACGCACACAUUGACUAGACGUAAGUUAGGCAAUAAAGAAAAAGAAACUCCUUUUUCUUUCGUAUGGAAGGCUGAUCGUACAUUUAAUAUCCUUAAGAAUAUAUUCCAAUGUUCUCCGUAAAAAAUGUGUACAGUGAUUCAGAUUGUGUGUAUUGAAUGUAUUCAGCAAAAAAGACGAUAAUAUAUUUAUGAAUUUA